AUGCAAGUGUGGUUCAUGUUGCGGAUCCGGGCAACGGGUUUUACAUGGAGAGUCGAUGAAGUUGCAGCACAGUAUCGGACAACCAGUUUUGCCGGUCUGAUUUAUGGUGCAGAUAUAUACAAUAUUGAUGAUCUUUUGUUGAUUCUGAAUGGUGAGGUAGCUCAUAAGUUUGAUGUUAUUAUGGUCGAUUUGGAUUCAAGCGAUAAAGUUUUCCAUGAUCUGUACAAGAUAGAUGUAGGGAAUGAUGAAAAUUUCAUUCCUAUUGCCACAAUAUUACCUCUGGUGUUUUCUGUUGGGGAUUGUAGUAGUCCUUUUCUGUUGCAAUCGAAAUCAGUUAUUCCAAAAACAUACAUCAAUUUCAUAAGAAAGGUAUAA
This is a messenger RNA of Vicia faba (fava bean), 375 nucleotides long. The record is from the annotation of a GenBank genome assembly. Lineage: Eukaryota; Viridiplantae; Streptophyta; Magnoliopsida; Fabales; Fabaceae.